This is a messenger RNA of Polypterus senegalus (gray bichir), 5052 nucleotides long. Its product is annotated as beta-1,3-galactosyltransferase 5-like. The record is from RefSeq and is a predicted model, not a curated record. The coding region runs from base 555 to 1574 and encodes 339 amino acids. The transcript has 2 exons. Gene Ontology annotation, molecular function: N-acetyl-beta-D-glucosaminide beta-(1,3)-galactosyltransferase activity. Gene Ontology annotation, cellular component: membrane. Lineage: Eukaryota; Metazoa; Chordata; Cladistia; Polypteriformes; Polypteridae.
CAUUCCAAAACAUCCGGAGAGGUUUUGAUUUGUUUCGUUCUCAGUUCUGUUAUCUUGUUCAACAUUACAUCUAUAAAAUAAGAACUUUUUCUUUAAUGUUAGUUUACUGUAUUUUUGACCGGGACCUAUCGGAGUGCUGAGUUAUGCGAUUGGUCAGUCUGCCUGCCAGUAAUGAAAAAGGCGAGAACUGCAAAUAGAUUUCGUUUCGUGAAUCGCGGAUUAAGUUAUCUUGUCUAUGGCGUGGAACGUAAACUUUACUUGACUACCAUUUAUAGUUUACAGAAAGAAGCUCAUCAUUUGGACUUGCAUAUCGAUUUGACUGAUGAUUCUGUUGUGAUUAAAGACGUUUCCUAAUGGAGUGCUAAGGUUUAAGUAUAUCUGAUGGAAAUGGUGAACUUUCUAACAUUGUGUCCAUUGAAAUUCAUAUCUCCAUUAAGUUCAAACAAAGGAAGAGGAGAAAGAAAUUAAGCCUACAUUUUCAAAGAAUAUAAAUUCUUGGGUCUAUGGUCUCAACACAAAUGGCCUAAUUUCUUUUCUGACAGGUUUUGUGGCAGAUGCGUGGAAUGAAGAUAGUGUUUUUGUCUCGUUGUGUGGUGGUUCUUUUCUGUGCAAGUGCUUUAACUUCAUUGCUGAUAAUAAAAAUGAUUUGUUCAAAAUAUGUUCUUCAGGAGGAUAGCUACUACAGAUGGAAACAAAGAAGUACUAGCUUCUCAAAGCUUUCAGAGCACAAAUCAGGUGUGGAUUUUAUGUCCCUGCAAAAUUCUAAUUACAAGGAGCCAAUUUGUGAAAAAGAUAUUGUACUGAUAAUCCUGGUGACAUCAGCACCGUGGCAUUUAAAACAAAGGAAUACAAUACGAAACACUUGGGCAAAAAAACAGCAAGACAAGAAGUACCCUUGGCAGACAUUUUUCCUUAUUGGUCAUCCGUGGGCGGAUGGCAUAUCACCAGAAUUUGUUAAAGAACAGGAACUGUUUGGUGAUAUUUUAUUGGGGAAUUAUGCAGACUGUUACCGAAAUCUGACACUUAAAGUGAUGCAUGGCCUGUGGUGGACUUUGAAAGACUGUGAAGCACAAUAUAUUCUGAAAACUGAUGAUGACUGUUUUGUUAAUAGUGACAGGCUGGUUCGUUUCUUGGUCGAACACAACACUGUGAGACAUGAUCUUUAUAUUGGAUCUGUUUUUGCGCCAGGAAAAAGACAAGUUAUUAGGGAUCCUGAGAGCAAAUGGUAUGUUUCCAAAGAAGAUUUCCUGGAAGAUAACUACCCUCCUUAUGCCAGUGGGAUUGGUUAUCUCCUGUCUCUGGAUGCUGCUUACAGAAUACUUACAGCUGCUCAGUAUAUCCCAGUACUGCCAGUUGAAGAUGCCUAUGUGGGAAUUUUAGCUAACAAAGUUGGACUAUCUGUGAAAUCAAGUGGACGCUUCACAAAAUACAACAUUAACUGGAGAGUAUGUAACUAUAGGUACCUCAUGGUAAUUCAUCAUUUGGAUAGCAAAGAGAUGCAUAUGGCACAUCAAAAUAUGAUAAAAGCAAGAACUGCAUGUUCAGACACUGCAGAAAUUAUAAAAUGGAAAUAACAUAACCCUCAAAUUCCCUUUAUAGAAAAUAAUUACCUAUUACAGUUUAAAUGGCAAAAGUCCAAAAAUGAACAGUGCACUGUAUGCACAAAGAGCAUCAGUGAUUAUGCAAAUUCAGAAGCGAAAUAAUAUUCAUAUAGCAAACCAAAAUCCUCAGGGUUUUCAAGACAUAUUAGCAAAUGACUGAAGAGAGGACAAAAGUAAUUUAGAGAAAAUUAGAAAUUAAAUGAAAACUCCAGGUACUGUGAAAACUGUUCAUUGAAGCCAUCAGAUUAUAGAGUUUGCAUUUCUAAAGGCUCAGCAAUUGCAUUAUUUUGUUUACAUGUCAGUAUUUUUUAGUUUGUCAAUGUUCUGCUGUUUUCUGGGCGUUCAAUUUAUACCAGAAAACAAAAAGAUAUUAGCAGCAUUCAGUACAUUUAAUUAUAAUUGUGUGAAUAACAUGCCAAAGGGAAGCCCACUAGUGUUAUGGUCAAUGUUGCCGUGUCACAGAUAGGCAUCCCGGGUUUAAAUCAUUAAAAUGUGGGGAGUUUAAAAUGUUCUCCACUUGUCUGUAUAGGAUUUUGAACUGGGUAGUCCAGUUAUACUCCCUCGUCCCAUAUGUUUGUGUGUUAGAUGAAUUGGUGACUCAAUCUUGGCCUGGUGGGGUGUAUAUUUAAGUGUGGCUUGUCCCCCAUGCCAAUGGAUUGCAUUAAGGGGGACUGAGAGAAUGAUUGGUGCAGUGGGUACUGGUGAUGCCUCAAAGGUUUAAAUGCCACACCUGGAUAAUGUCUGGGUGGAUUGUCUUUUUGGCACAUUGGUUUUAGUUGUUUAUCUUAUUUAAAUGUUUAGAGCUUUACCUUCCUACCUUGUGCCUAGUGCUGCUAAGUAAACUUCUUCUCCUGUAGCCAUGAAUUGGAUAAAGUGGGAUAGAAAAUGAAACGUGGUAAGACCUGUCAACCUAAGUUUGAAAAACCACAGCCACAUUUAAAAGUUAGUGUUUUGUUUGUACCGAAGCUGCAGAUAUUUUUUUUUUUAUAAAACAAAUAGCAUGUGUUGUUUUGUGCUUUGUUUAAUAAUUUUUAAAAUGCUAAUUUUGUUCAUCAUUCCAUCUCUCUUUCAUACCUUUCAUAUAAUGUGAACUGACUGCUGUCAAAUGGAAAAAGCACAAUUUAAAUUAUCAAUAGAGAUGAGUUCAAAUUAUCAAUCAAUGUAUAUUUUUCAUAUACUGCAAUUCUAAAUAAUAAAUUAAAACAGGACACUACUUAGUGACCUUUUUGUUCUAGGUAGUUCCUAUGAUGCUAUUUUUGCCACAAAGUAUUACUAUUGGUAAGUGUUCUUUAAAAUAUAUUGUUUUUUUGCUUGCUGUCAGGCAAUUAAUGUGUUUUAAAAGGUGCUUGGUUUGCAUUUACAGCCAGAAUAUUGUAAUUUGCACAAAAGUGUUAAGGUGUUUAUAAGUUAACCAGGAAAAAAGAUGGGGUUAAAAUACAAAAAUUAGUCAAAUACAUGGAGAUCAAGAAUAUAGUAACUUAAAACCAAAACAUGAGACAAGAAUCUGUGUUGAAAAUAUCAAAACAAAGGUAUUGAGUCAGCAGACCAUUAAAGUAAGGAAAUAGUGAGGACUUGUUUUUAAAUCCGUAUACUCUGUUAGUUUUCAGCCAGUGUUCCUUCACAGCUUCAGUUCAAAUUUCCUUAUUCAUUUUUUAUUCUAUUUUUGUUAAUAUUUUUGCUUAUUUAGAUUCAGUGGGUCUGUAUCUUCUGUUAUGCUUCAAGUGUCUUGUGGGGGAUUCCCCAAGAGGUAGGGUCUCCUGCCUAUCACUGUCAAGGUGCCUAUCUGUCAACCCUAUAAAGGCUGGAGGAACAAGCAGUCCCUUGUGGAUCAUUUGAAUGUGCUUAGUGGUUUUGACGAGUUGUAUUAAUUAUUGUGUUUUUUCUUGAAUUCCUGUAUGUGUGUCCUUUUAUGCUCUGUUUUUUGACCCUUCUCUCUUGAUUUGUGUUUUUUGAACUGAUUUACUUUGGGAUUGCCUUUUAGGCAGCUCUUUCUGCGCCUUUUCUGCUCCAUGGAGUUUUUUGUUAAGAAAGGAAUUUUUUGUGACGUACAUAUUUGAAAAGAAUCUCUAAAUGCCAUUUAUGUAUACAAGCUGAAACUUGAAUGGAUCAUUCCUCAUGUUGGGGGUUUUUGUUAUGGUUUGCUGGGAUUUUAUGUUAAAGUUCUCUUUUGGAUAAGGAUUUGACCUCACAGUAUCCUUUUGCAUUGUGAUUGAAUGGGAGUUCAAAAAUGGUUAUGAAAAUGUUCCAAAAAAUUCACAACAAAAAAACUGUAAGCCCUAAAAUGAAAAACUAAUAUCAUUACCAAAAUCUUUUGGGUAAAACAUACAAAAAUCAGAUGCAAAUACAUACUGUACCUUAAGGGCCAGGGAAAAGUGGAAAAAAAAAAAACCUACGAUAAAAUAUCCAUCACUGAAAAUUAUUUUUAACCAGUUCUUUAACCAAUUCUGUAGUCCGCAUGUGUAAAUUGCACUGUGGGAUCUUCUGUCAGGUUUGUCAGUUCAACCAUUGCUUAUGUGUCUUUCUACUGGAGGCUCCAGUUUCUUUCCACCAUCAAGUGAACUGAAUACUGUGAAUUGCUGUCAAAGCAAUGAGUUUGGCUUUAUUUGACUAAGCUCUGCUCCCCAGGAUUAAUUCUGCUUCUGUUAGGGUAUGCUUUCAUUUUUUGGAAUACUGAAUUCAUUAUGGAAAGAAUUGUGUGUUCAAACAUUUUUUUUAUUUACUUAAUUUUAUGUUUCAUUAUACACCUUGUUUGUAACAUGAAGUGGCUUGGUAAAUAUUGGCUUGUAUCCCUGCAGUAUUAUUUAUUAACAGUGUUUGUGGCAUGCAUGUGUAAGUAGAAAAGGAAAAGUGCUGCAUACACUUAGGUUUCAUUUCAUUUCUGACGGUAUUCUCAAAUGUGUUUUAUUAAACCUCAUAUUUUUGUUAUUUUCUUCUUUCUUUUUUAUUGCACUCACAAAAUAUUUUGAUGUAUUUGAAACAUCUGACCUAAUCUUUGGAGCAUGUCAGCAGGAUAAAUGAAACAUUUAGGAACAAUAAAAACUUAAGGAUACCAAUGUGUAACAAAUCUGUCUCAUGUAAUUUGCAUUCACUACUGCAUCUAUGAGAACUGGCAAUGGAGUAAAAUUAGCCUCCAUGGUAUAGUAGUCAUUCAGAUGAUAAUGAUCUAGCACAAUCAGGAAUAUAUAGAGCAAAGAGCCUGGUGGUAAACUAACAAACAAGCUAAAUAAUAAAUUACUAACCUUUAACAAUUAGAAAAUCUGGCUGAAUUUAAAUGUAAACAGUAACUGCCUUAGCGAGUUAAUUAAACAUCUGCUUGCGUGUAGAUGAACUUGACGGAUUUGCACCCACCAUUUCACAAAGUGGUCACUUUGAGAAGACAGCACACAUGCAGAUUAUUUCAGGAAUUCAUUGGAAAAAAUGCCUGAAAUCAAAUUUCCAAGAAGAAUCAAUA